GUCUGGCUGGUUUGGUGCCUUAGAGGUGGAAAAACGCCAGCCUAGGGCUGUGACUGCCCUGUUUGAGUGAUUGGUCCUGAAUUGGCACCUCAGUUGGGUCCCGCCAGAACCGCAUCGUUACACGUGUGUGUUCACAGACACCACCCGGAAAUGGGGGCCCAUUUCCCUGCGCUGCGCUGAGCCAUGCUGCUGUUCGUACACAUUCCCAAAGCCGCCCCAAGCAGCUCUCGGUUCCCCAGGAGGCCGUCACCGCUGCCUUCGUCAGUCAAUUGUCGCACCGCAACAGCCGCAGAACUUUGGACUCCAGCGUGACAUCUGGGCCUCGGAGCCCAGCGAGGAGCGAACCUGAUGAGCCUCUGCACCAAAGUGCUCCCAGCCAGGCCUGGGCCUGGUUCCAUCGCUUCACGCUGACUCAGCCGAUGUUCUGGGCAUCAGGGGUAUCCAGAGCGCAACAGUCCUGGCCUCACGUUCCGGCUGAAGUUGCACAUCACUGCCCAGGUCACACGGCCCUUUUCACUUCCUCUUCCUGGGAAAUUAAACUUAAGCAAACAAAGUGUCUAUUUCUUGGAACUGCUAAUCAGUAAACACCCAGCAUCCAUCCCAGCCCCGCCUGUGUCAAGGGCUAUAAGUAGGGGCCUGACUGGGAUCCCCAGACACCAGUACCUGGAGAUUCCUCUGGCAACUGUGGGCAGCCUCCACUCCCAGUAGCAAUGGGGAAAACGGGCUUCUCUCUGAUCCUCGCCUUGGGUCUUGUGACCUUCAGCACCUCUUCAGAGAGAAAGUGCAUCCUGUCUGGAGACUGGCAGAAUGACCUGGGCUCUAACAUGACCAUCUCUGCCGUGAACGAGGUCGGGCAGUUCUCUGGGUUGUACCUCACAGCGGUGUCAGCCGCAGGAAAGCCGAUCCGUGUGUCGCCUAUGAACGGAGCCCAGCACGUCGACAACCUGGAGCAGCCGACCUUCGGGUUCACUGUUAAGUGGAGCUUCUCAGACUCAACGACCGUCUUUGUGGGCCAGUGCUUCGUGGAUGAUCACGGGGAGGAAACUCUGCAGACCAUGUGGCUGCUGCGAGAGAAGGCCAAAUCUGCAGAGAAUAACUGGAAUGCAACCUUGGUCGGCACAGACGUCUUCACCCGGCUCAAGGGGCAGAACGUGGGUGAAUCCAUGAGGAGUGACCUGUAACCAGUGAUCCCAGCAGCACCGUGACCCCACUCUGCAGCCCCAGAGCUCCUGGCGCCCCCCAGAAUUGUUCUGGGCCCUCUCGAGAGAGAGCGUCUCGACUGGUGUCAGGGCUGUUUGCUGAGCUGCAGAGUCACCCGUCUCUGUCUCCAUCUCCCCUCGCUCUCCGGUUACCCCCUCCCGUCCGAGAAUCACUGCCUGUGGCCCCCACCCUGCAGUUUAGUUCCUUUCCCAGUAAAGUUCUAGCGUGGGAGACGCUCUCUUCCUUUCUGCUUCUCCUUUAUCUCCAGGUCUUUCCGUUCCAAUAGUCUCCGGUGCUCUCUCUCCUUUUCUGCAACCUGCAGCCUAACUUUGCAAUGGCUUCACCGCUGUCAAUCAUUUUCCUGCUUUUCUGUCCCUACUUCCCUUUCCCAAAAUGAGCAAUCGGAAAAUAACAAACUCCUCCUGACCGUCCUUUAAAUCUUUACACCAGUGUACGAAGUGCAAAUCUUGCUCAGUAGAACAAGCGGCGUAUUUCACCCUGCUCGCUGCGCCUCUGUGACAGGGUCUGCGGGUCCACUGGGCCCCCUGAACUCUCUCUCACCUGGGCCUUCUCACAAGGCCUGGCUAGUGACCAGCAGCAAACCCCUCCAGGCGCUGUGAUCACUCAGCACCACCGCGUGUGGAGCCCCACACCCAGCUCUGUCGCAUGAAUGCUCCCAGAGCCGCUCAUGAAUCACCAGAGAAAGGCACGAGAACCAAGAACUUUCCCAUCACUGUAGGUAAUUGAUUCCGUAUAACCAAUUCUAGCUCUCAUCUGUAUCUUUUUCCCUUUAUGAAUAAACCUUUAGAUUUUA
Molecule: messenger RNA, 2014 nt
Organism: Mauremys mutica (yellowpond turtle)
Lineage: Eukaryota; Metazoa; Chordata; Testudines; Geoemydidae
Product: avidin-like
Exons: 4
Coding region: 711-1181 (156 amino acids)
Molecular function (GO): biotin binding
Source: RefSeq, a predicted model, not a curated record